CUUUUUCUACAUGAUGACGAUGUCAGUAAUUGUAUUACAUUUCUACGUGUAUUCAUUCAACACGAUUUGGUUGGUGUUCGUGAGGUAUAGAGAGAGACACGAUCUGGUGGCAGCCACGGUCAUCUUCUCGCUUUGCAUGUGUAGCGAAGUAUCUCUCAUCAAGUUGGGAUUCAUAGCCUUUAAUAGUGACAAAGUACAAACGAUAGUAGAUCGUUUUUUAGAAUGUGACGCACAUGUGAUUCCCGGCACUCGAUAUUAUAAUAAUAUAAUGAAAACUCUGAGAAUCGUGAAGCGACGCGCUGUUGGGUACUGGGUGACGAUCGUGAUGAUUGGGAUUAUUUAUAACAGCACCCCGUUAUUUAGGUCAGGACGACAUCUAUCUGAGGACCUGUUUGUGAUUUACGGUCUCGAACCAGCGAUGGCAUCACCAAAUUAUGAAAUUUCAAAUUUAUUAAUGACAGUCGCUUCGAUUUUCGACUGUUUUACUGUCGCCAGCACUAGCGGCUUCGUAAUAAUACUAGUAGGUUAUGUGGAAGCUAACAUGUUAUCAUUAUCCGUAGAAAUCAAAGAUAUAUGGAAUGACGCUGUAGCUGAUAAAAGAGAGAAGAAAGAGUACCAACAUUUCAAAAACCAACCGAUGAAAACAGUAAAUAUGUAUGUGAAACGUCGUCUCGUUAACAUUAUUGAAAGACAUAAGGCAAAUAUAAAUUUGUUGAGCGAUGUAGAACAUCUUUUCCGAAUUCCAAUUGGUGCAGGGUUUUUAUGUCAAAGCAUAUCUCUCGUAGCGGAAUUGCUUGGAGGAAUAAAAAAAACUUAUCUGGAGAUACCAUUCGCGCUAAUUCAGAUCACCAUGGACUGUUAUAUCGGCCAGAAGGUUAUGGACGCCAGUUUGAUCUUUGAGAAAGCGGUAUACAAUUGCAAAUGGGAGAAGUUCGACAAUUCUAAUAUGAAGUUGAUGCUGACGAUCCUUCAGAAUUCUCAGAAGACGAUGAGGUUGUCUGCCGGAGGAAUGGCGACCAUGAGCUUUAGUUGUCUUGCGACUGUGCUUAAUACCAUUUACUCCACGUAUACUGCGUUGUACCCAAAAAUACGUAAAAAUACCAGAAGGAAUUAACAUCACUGAUUAACUAUAUUUAUUAGGAAGAUACUGAAUUUUUAACAUUAUCUAAAAUUAAUAUCUAAGUAAUUUAACAUACGUAACUAUU
Manduca sexta (tobacco hornworm) is the source of this 1205-nucleotide messenger RNA. RefSeq lists its product as uncharacterized. Gene Ontology annotation, molecular function: odorant binding; olfactory receptor activity. The transcript is spliced from 3 exons. Gene Ontology annotation, cellular component: plasma membrane. Gene Ontology annotation, biological process: detection of chemical stimulus involved in sensory perception of smell; sensory perception of smell. The record is from RefSeq and is a predicted model, not a curated record. NCBI's taxonomy places the organism in Eukaryota, Metazoa, Arthropoda, Insecta, Lepidoptera, Sphingidae. Bases 11 to 1114 code for a protein of 367 amino acids.